Molecule: messenger RNA, 1912 nt
Organism: Homarus americanus (American lobster)
Lineage: Eukaryota; Metazoa; Arthropoda; Malacostraca; Decapoda; Nephropidae
Product: glucose dehydrogenase [FAD, quinone]-like
Exons: 15
Coding region: 85-1902 (605 amino acids)
Molecular function (GO): oxidoreductase activity, acting on CH-OH group of donors; flavin adenine dinucleotide binding
Source: RefSeq, a predicted model, not a curated record
GCUCAGUGUAUCAGUGACACACCUGGGGAGUAGCAGCGAGGUAGCUUGUGUUCUGCUCCUGACACCUCGCGUCUGACAGUUCAAAUGUCCUUGAGCUUCAUACGAGACACGUUCCUGGGGGUGACGACCGCAGCCGUUCUGCCCGUGUUGCGGCUCCUGCUGAUCAACGUCAUAAAUGAAGCUGGCCAAGGAAACUUUGAACUGAGCGGCCCCCUCACUCCCUCCUAUGACUUUAUUAUUGUGGGUGGAGGCACUGCAGGAUGCGUGUUGGCAGGAAGGUUGUCAGAGGUGGCAGGAUGGCGCGUGUUGCUGCUGGAGGCUGGAGGACCGCCACCCCUGGAGACUUACGUCCCAGCCUUCCAACCUUUCGACUUCAUUCCGGGUUACAGCGAGGACUGGGGGUACAGUACCGUCCCUCAGAGGUACAGUUCCAAGAACCUCAUCAUCCAGGCGUCCAGACAGCCCCAAGGGCGGGUACUGGGUGGCGGCUCUACAGUCAAUGCUAUGUAUCACGUGAGAGGUAACAGGCGGGACUUUGACCAGUGGGCGGCCUUGGGGAACCCCGGCUGGGACUACCACUCUGUUCUUCCCUACUUCAUCAAGGCCGAGGACUACCGCGUCUCCCUCCCCCAUACAGAGGCUUACCACGGACGAGGUGGGCCCAUAGGCGUCACCCAGGCACCACUGACGCCCUUCUCCCGGGCCUUCAUACAGAGCGGCCUUGACCUGGGCUACUCCGUCAUCGACUACAACGGGCCAGAACAACUCGGGUUUUCACCAGCAACGUUCUCCACUAAGGACGAGUCAGAUCAUCAACUGCCAGAGGUACUCUACAGCCGGCCUCCUUCAGACCUAACCUCCAUAUCUCUCACAGCACCACCGUCCUACAGAUUGUGUUCGACAACAACAAGAGAGCUGUUGGUGUCAAGUUUGAACAUAAGGGAUCAUUAUCACAUUGUUUAUAAAGUUAUCACAUUAGUGUUGACGGUGGGAGCACGGCGGGAGGUGAUCCUGUCUGCUGGUCCUGUUGAAUCACCCAAACUGCUCAUGCUGUCUGGGGUGGGGCCCAAGGAUCACCUCCACAAACACAAGGUGAAGGUAGUCACAGACCUUCCAGGGGUCGGCCACAACGUACACGACCACACUGAGGUAUUAGGACUCAGCUGGACAACAGUAAAAGGCUCAACUGCAGCCGACUUGCUCCAGACUUACAACCCCAUCUCCCUGCAGCAGUACAAGACUACCAGACAAGGGCCUUUAAGUACAGCACCUUUAAGUUUCACCAAUGCUUGGGUCAAAGUUCUCCAAGAUGGUGAUCCCUACUGGCCGUAUUACAAAUGUUCUUCAAUGGCAUCACUUAGCAAGUUACUGAACUACAUGGGUGACAUAUAUGGCCGAGAUGGCUUCACUAUCAGACCCAUCCUUUUACGACCAAAAAGUCGAGGAAGUAUAACACUCAAGUCCAACAACCCGAAGGAUGCCCCAAAUAUUGACCCCAGGCUUCUCAGUCACCCUGAUGACGUCACAACCCUUGUUGAAGGGAUAAAGUUGGCCUUGAGGCUGGGCAACACCUCAGACUUCGUCAACAACCUCGAUGCAAAGUUUUAUGAUAAGCCCCUGCCAGAGUGUAGAGGUGAGGCGUACGGCAGCGACGCUUACUGGACCUGCUAUGUGCGACACAUGUCCAGUGCCUUCUAUCACCUCUGUGGCGGCUGCAAGAUGGCACCAGCUUCUGACCCGUAUAGUGUGGUCGACAAUAAACUGAAGGUUCGUGGAGUCUUUGGUCUGAGAGUAGUUGGCGCCCCUAUCAUGCCAGCUGUCACCAGUGGCAACACUAAUGUUCCCGUUGUUAUGAUCGCUGAGAAGGCCAGUGACAUCAUCAAGCAAGACUGGAACAGUUAAUCCUGAACGA